AUGCCGAUCCCAGACUAUGGCGCCGCUCCUCUCGCGAAGACUCUUAUCCUCGUCCGUGGUCUCUCUCUGGUAGCGAUGAUCGCAAUUCUCGGCAUGACCGCCAACUUCGUCUCCGACAUCGUCGCCUCCAACAUCGAGCCACCGCGCGAAGUCGUCGGAACACUCACAAUCACAUGCAUGGCAACCCUCUACACCCUCAUCUCCAUCCCCUUCUUCCUCUCCCACGCCAACCUCGGCCUCCUCAUCAUGACAGCCGCCGACACGUUCCUCCUCCUCGCCUUCAUCAUCAUCUCCGUCGUCUUCGGCAAACCCCUUUCGUACCUCAACUGCAUGGUCAUCGCGGACAAGGACGCAGCGGGUAAUGCGCAGAGCGCGGUGGCGUUCACGCAGGCGCUGGCGAGUAAUGUAAACAAGAGUGGAGCGAGGUUGGGAUUGGCGAAUUGGGCGGGGUCUACGAGGGUGAAUUGCUUUGAGACGAAGGCGAUUUGGGGGUUGUGUAUUGGGUUGAGUGUGUUGUUUUGUUGUUCGGGGAUUUUGUUGCCGACUUUGUGGGCAAAGGCGAGGAAGGCGGGUGGUGGUGGUGGUGGGGGGAAGAGUGUUGUUUGA
This is a messenger RNA of Fulvia fulva, 606 nucleotides long. RefSeq lists its product as uncharacterized. Bases 1 to 606 code for a protein of 201 amino acids. The record is from RefSeq and is a predicted model, not a curated record. Lineage: Eukaryota; Fungi; Ascomycota; Dothideomycetes; Mycosphaerellales; Mycosphaerellaceae. The transcript is spliced from 2 exons.